Molecule: messenger RNA, 882 nt
Organism: Leptopilina heterotoma
Lineage: Eukaryota; Metazoa; Arthropoda; Insecta; Hymenoptera; Figitidae
Exons: 5
Coding region: 1-882 (293 amino acids)
Biological process (GO): detection of chemical stimulus involved in sensory perception of smell; sensory perception of smell
Cellular component (GO): plasma membrane
Molecular function (GO): olfactory receptor activity; odorant binding
Source: RefSeq, a predicted model, not a curated record
AUGAUUGUGAGUGUUGUCAUACCACAAGGCAUUAAGUUGAUCCAAGUUCGAGAUAAUAUUGACCUGAUAAGUCAAAUAGUUUCCACUGCAGAGUUACCGUAUUUGGUAGCUUUGACAAAAAUGAGCGUGCUUUAUUACAAUAAAGAAAAAAUGAUUAUUCUCUAUGGCUGCAUGAUGGAUCACUGGGAGAGGAAUAGAAGCAAUAAAGAAGUAGAGAUCAUGAUGAAAAAAGGGGUAGAGGGUAAAAAAAUUGCAGUCCUGUGUAUGUUUUUGGGACAUGCAACGAUGGUUGCCCGUCUAGUGCAGUGGAUAUUUGAAAAUUUACAAAAUUGGAAUAAUUCCGAGCGCUUUAAGAAUUAUACGCUCUAUGUUGAAGCCUAUUAUCCCUUCAAUUGGAACUACACUCCAAUGUUUGAAAUUACUUGUUUUAUUGAAUAUUUCGGUACUUUUCUUGCAACUGCAGCCUAUACUGGUACCGAUGGCUUUUUCAGUCAAACAGUUCUGCAUAUUUCUGGAGAAUACAAUAUUUUACGGUUACAACUUUUAGAGCUUGUCAAUAAUUUUAAUGUGACAAUAUUUGGUCAUGAGUUUGAUGAGAAAAUUGGUUACAUCGUCGAUGUUCACGAGCACCUAAAUAGAAAAUUAAUUGCAUUAUUCUUCAUGAGUUAUGCCUUCGCACAAACGGCCUACAACUGCCAUUGGUACAACCUACCUGCAAAAAAAGCGAAAUACUUAAUUCUUCUAAUGCAAAUUGGUCAUAAACCAGUUGCAAUUACAGCUGGUAAAUUUUGUGUUCUGAAUUUGAUUUUAUUUGGCAGCAUUAUGAAAACCUCAAUGGGCUAUUUAUCAGUUUUGAUAACAAUGAGACGAACGAAUAAAUAA